This is a messenger RNA of Exophiala spinifera, 2721 nucleotides long. RefSeq lists its product as uncharacterized. The coding region runs from base 1 to 2721 and encodes 906 amino acids. Lineage: Eukaryota; Fungi; Ascomycota; Eurotiomycetes; Chaetothyriales; Herpotrichiellaceae. Gene Ontology annotation, molecular function: oxidoreductase activity. The transcript has 4 exons. The record is from RefSeq and is a predicted model, not a curated record.
AUGGCUUCUCCGAUCAGCUACGUGGACCAGGUCGCCGUUGUCACCGGUGCUGGCAACGGCUUAGGACGACAAUACGCCAAAUUCCUGGCCUCGCGUGGCGCCAAAGUUGUCGUCAACGACCUGGGUGGUACCUUCAAUGGCAAAGACGCCGCUGGCAAAGGCGAUUCCAGAGUUGCAGACGUCGUGGUCAAGGAGAUUACUGACGCGGGUGGCAUAGCCGUGGCGAACUAUGAUCCGGUCCAGGCUGGCGAGAGGAUCAUCAAGACUGCCAUCGACGCUUUCGGAAGGGUCGACAUCCUCAUCAACAAUGCCGGGAUCCUUCGAGACAUCACGCUGCGAAAUAUGACGACCGAGGACUGGGACAUCAUCAUAGACGUCCACGUUCACGGCGCCAUGAAAACCGCGAGGGCCGCUUGGCCGUUCAUGCGGAAGCAAAAGUAUGGCAGAAUCAUCAAUACCUCGUCCACUUCUGGUCUCUAUGGAAACUUUGGACAGGCCAACUAUGCCGCCGCGAAGAUGGCCCUGGUCGGGUUCAGUGAGACCCUGGCCAAAGAGGGAGCCAAGUACAAUAUCCGUUGCAACGUCCUGGCACCUGGUGCCGCUAGCCGCCUCACCCAGACGGUCUGGACGGCGGAUAUGAUGGACGCCAUGAAACCGGACUGGGUCGUGCCGUUGGUUGGUGUGCUGGUGAGCCGGACCUGUCAGGAAACAGGGAGCAUCUUCGAGGCGGCCGCUGGCCACUAUAAUAAGAUUCGCUGGGAGCGGAGCAAAGGUUUCCUUGCGAACCCGAAUACUCUCAGUCCUGAUCUCAUCCUUGACAACUAUUCGAAGAUCGCAGACUGGACUGGUGCAGAACACCCAAACAAUCCAGCCGGGGCAGUGGCUCUCUUUGAGAAGGCAAAGGCACUGCCAAAGGCAAACGUUCCAAAUCCAAGUCGAGUGAAUCUGCACGGCAAGGUUGCACUCGUCACUGGCGGUGGUGAUGGGUUGGGAAGAGCGUACGCCCAUGCCUUUGCUAAGCUCGGGGCCCACGUCGUGGUCAACGAUCUGAAGAACGCCGAGAAGGUCGCCGGCGAGAUCAAGUCCGUGGGCGGGGAGGCGUCAGCGCUGACCAUGUCGGUGGAGCAAGGUGAGGCUAUCGUGCAAAAAAUCAUCAACACCCACGGCAGACUCGACAUCCUGGUGAACAAUGCCGGCAUCUUGCGCGACAAGGCUUUUGUCAACAUGACGGACGAGCAAUGGUUCUCGGUCAUGAAUGUCCACCUACGGUCGACCUAUCUCAUAACUCGUGCUGCCUGGCCGUAUAUGACGAAGCAGAAGUUCGGCAGGAUAGUCAACAUUACCAGCACGACCGGUAUAUACGGUAACUUUGGACAAGCCAAUUACGCAGCGGCAAAAUGUGGCAUGAUCGGCUUCACAAAGACCACCGCCCGGGAGGGAGCCAAGUAUAACAUCGUCGUGAAUGCAGUCGCGCCCUCCGCUGGCACUAACAUGACCCGCACAGUAUGGGCCGAGGACGCCGUGGACAUUGUCAAACCAGAUUACGUUGCGCCCCUCGUCGUUGCGCUGUGCUCUGAACGACCACCUGGUACUGGUCAGUUGUAUGAGGCAGGUAGUGGUUGGUUCGCCGCAACUAGAUGGCAAAGAGCCAGGGGCGUUGAUUUUGAGCACGACAAAGGCAUCCCCGGUGUAGAUGAAGUGGCCAAGGCCUUUGGAGAGAUCUGCAAUUUCGACAAUGGAAAAGCAGACAAUCCAGAAUCACCGCAAGAAGGAAGUCGCUACACCAUGGGCAAUGUCUUGAAGAACCCCAAAGCCGCCAGUCUGUCACAGGAGAAUCGUGCCAACAGGAAAUACAUCUCCAAGAUCCAGAGCGCCAUGGAGAUGAAGGGAGCGCCGUCUACCUAUUCCUACACGGACAGGGAUGUCAUCUUGUACAACCUGUCUCUCGGUGCUCACCGCAAUCAGCUGGACCUCGUCUACGAGAACUCUCCCAACUUUCAAGUCCUUCCAACUUUCGGAAUCGUACCGACGUAUCACUCCUCGGCACCGUUCGAGACGAAGGACAUUGUCCCGAACUACGACCAACGGAUGUUGCUCCACGGCGAGCAAUACCUGGAGCUCAAACAAUUCCCCCUCCCGACAUCGGGCACCUUCAAAACCGAAACUCGGUUGCUGGAAGUGGUGGACAAAGGGAACGCAGCGCUUGUAAGGCGAGGGAUGACUACGGUCGACAGUUCCGGGAAACCGGUCUUCUACAACGAGAGCGUAGCAUUCAUCCGCGGUGCCGGCGGAUUCGGAGGACAGAAAACGCCCGCGGAUCGGGGCGCGUCAACGGCAAUCAACACUCCGCCGUCUCGGGUGCCUGACAAGGUCGUUGAAGAGAAGACAUCGGAAGAUGCUGCGGCUCUUUAUCGACUUAUGGGUGAUCGAAAUCCGCUGCACGUCGAUCCCAAGUUCUCGUCGGUCGGAGGAUUCAAGGUCCCCAUCCUCCAUGGCCUCGCCACGUUCGGCAUCACAGGGAAGCAUAUCUUUGAAGCCUACGGCCCUUUCAAGAAUAUCAAGGUGAGGUUCAGCGGGACCGUCCUGCCAGGCGAGACGAUUGUGACCGAGAUGUGGAAGGAGGGAGGUAAAGUCAUUUAUCGGGCCAAGGUGAAGGAGACUGGGAAGAGCUGUAUCAGCAAUGCGGCGGUAGAAUUACUUGGUGGCAAGAGCACUUUGUGA